This is a messenger RNA of Cynara cardunculus var. scolymus (artichoke), 2198 nucleotides long. Its product is annotated as protein LEO1 homolog. NCBI's taxonomy places the organism in Eukaryota, Viridiplantae, Streptophyta, Magnoliopsida, Asterales, Asteraceae. Gene Ontology annotation, cellular component: nucleus; Cdc73/Paf1 complex. The transcript has 12 exons. The coding region runs from base 68 to 1927 and encodes 619 amino acids. Gene Ontology annotation, molecular function: RNA polymerase II C-terminal domain phosphoserine binding. The record is from RefSeq and is a predicted model, not a curated record. Gene Ontology annotation, biological process: transcription elongation by RNA polymerase II; positive regulation of transcription elongation by RNA polymerase II.
GGAGGUCAGGCGAGCUUAUUCUCCAGAUACAUUCCUCGGCGAUUUAGAGAGAGAUUUAUAUAGAAGAAUGGUGGGCGAAGAGAAAAGGCAUCAGAUGAUGCAAAAUUUGUUCGGUGAUCAAUCGGAAGAAGAAGAGGAAGAGGUUGAAUCGGAACACGAAUCAAAUCGACAACCCGAUUAUGUAUCGGAUGAAGGGGACGUCGGGCUGAAGCCUGAAGGUGAAGACGUGGUAGAAGGUCAAGGGGAAGCAGAGGUCAGUAGUGAUACUGAUGGUGAAUUACAUGAGAUGGAUCAAGAUCACAUAGAGAGCGAGGGCGAGAGAGACCAAAGCUCUCAAGAAGUAGAUUUGGGAGAUCAAAGAGAAGAAAGUGAAGGAAAAGAUUCAGGAAGUGACCAACUUGGUCAAAGAGUUGUGACAAGUAGGAGGCGAGAAGUAGUGGAGAGUGAAUCAGAAAGAUCAGAGGAGAACCAUUAUUUGGAUAAUGCAGAUGAAGAAAUUGAUCAGGCUAGAAGUCCAAGGUCCCCUGAUGAAGAGAAAGAUGAAGCUCAUGCACAGACUGCGCCUGAACUCCGAGAUGUAUUUGGGGAAUCAGAUGAUGAAGAACCAGCAGAAUAUGAUGCUGUUCAGAAUCAUCUUGAGGACGAUGCAAAUAGAUCCCCUAUGGAGGAUGAAGGUUACGAGAAGAAUCUCAGACCAGAGGACGUGUUAGCUGAUGAAGAGGGUCGCUAUGAUUCUGAAGAGGAGAAUGUUAUUAAAGCUAAGGAGAAACCAGUAGGACCCCCAUUGGAGCUAGGGAUACCAUUGCGACCUCCUCCCUCACAUCCUGAAAAGAUGAACGUGAUUAAAGUUUCUAAUAUUAUGGGUAUUGAUCCUAAACCCUUUGAUCCAAAGACAUUUGUUGAAGAGGAUGCAUUCGUUGCUGAUGAAUCUGGACAUAGCAAACGCAUUCGCUUGGAGAAUAACAUUGUUCGCUACAGGGCCGUUAGAAAUGCUGAUGGCACUACAUCUUAUGAAAGCAAUGCACGCUUUGUGAGAUGGUCGGACGGCAGCUUACAGUUGCUCAUUGGCAACGAAGUUCUUGAUAUCUCAGUGCAGGAUGCGCAGCAUGAUCAAGCUCAUCUUUUUCUUAGACAUGAGAAGGGAAUACUUCAGUCGCAGGGGAGAGUCCUGAAAAAGAUGAGAUUUAUGCCUUCGUCUUUGACUUCUAAUUCUCAUAGAUUAUUGACUGCACUUGUUGAUUCACGGCAUAAAAAGGUGUUUAGGGUCAAAAAAACUGUCACUGACAUUGAUCCUGAGAGGGAGAAGGAGCAAAAGGAGAAGGCUGAAAGUCAAACAAUUAGGGCCAACGAACUUCUUAGUCGGAAGAAGGAAAAAGUGAACCGGAAGUAUACAACAACCGUGCGCAGGGAGCGCCAACUUUCACCUGGCUUCUUGGAGGAUGCACUUGAUGAGGACGAUGAACAAGAUUAUUACGAUAAUCGUCGCUCUCGACGCCGCUUUGAUGAAGACUUGGAAAUGGAAGCUCGAGCUGAAAAGCGUAUUAUCAAUGCAAAAAAGUCUCAAGGUCACAAAGAUACUCCUCGCAAGUCAUCCUUGAAUGCCAUUAAAUCAUCCAGACGUCCAGUUGAUGAUUAUGAAAGUGAGAGAGAGGAGUCUGAGUAUGAAACCGAGGGUGAGGAAGAUGAGAGGUCCCCUCCGCGUAGGAGGGCUGAGGAGCCAGAGCGUUAUGAUGAUGAAGAUGAGGAAGAACAGUAUGAGGAGGCAUUGGCCGACGAAGCUUCAGAAGAAGAGACAGAGUUCAAGCACAAGUCUUCAGGAGGCAGUCUCAAGCGUCAGGAGAUAGAAUCAGACGAGGAGUCUCCGCCAAGAAAAGCCGCCACAUCUCAUCGUCGAAAGGCACUUGUUUAUGAUAGUGAUGAAGAAUAAAAUAUAUUGGAUAUCGGUACAAGAAUGCAGAUGUGGAUUUUCGAUAACUUGUAACGUUGUUAGAACAAUGCGAAGAGGCAGAUGAUCAACAAUGCAACUGCAAAGAUCCUCGAUGCUUUUCUGUUUGCUUGAUACCCGUUUCUGCUCACAGCAGUCGUAAGUCUUGUCAUCUUAUUCGAUUGAAAUUGAACAUAUCGACAUUACAAAUUACAUAGCAGUUUUCUGAAGUUCAUUUGAUGCAGCAUAUAUUGACCAGUUCUGAAACUUUCCC